UUUUGAGGGUUUCAAAUCCUCGUCUUGGUCAGCCAGAAUCUCAAACCUCAGCUGGGGUCUCAAACUCUCAUCUGAAUCUCAAACCCAGUUCCAAGGUUUCGAACCUACUACAAUAUUCAUUUGA
Molecule: messenger RNA, 124 nt
Organism: Dentiscutata erythropus
Lineage: Eukaryota; Fungi; Glomeromycota; Glomeromycetes; Diversisporales; Gigasporaceae
Source: the annotation of a GenBank genome assembly